AUGGCUCUGUACAAACUGGGUCUCUGGGCCAGCCUUUUGGCUACAUUCCACACUGCCUCUGCCAAGUUGAACCUCAACAGCCAGACCAACAUUGCCAUCUACUGGGGCCAAAACUCCCAUGGGGCAUCCACCGGUCUCGUCGCACAGCAAAGACUGUCCUACUAUUGCCAGAAUGCCGACUUUGAUGUCUUCCAACUCGCCUUUGUCACCAGAAUCAACGGCGCCAAUGGCCUCCCCGAAGUCAACUUUGCCAAUGCAGGCGACAACUGCACCACCUUUGAAGGCACAAACCUCCUCAGCUGUCCUCAGAUAGAAGAAGAUAUCCCCAUCUGCCAAUCUCUCGGCAAAACCAUCCUCCUCUCCAUCGGCGGCGCAACCUACACCGAAGGCGGCUUCACCAGCGAGUCCGCCGCCAUCGCAGGAGCCAACAAGCUCUGGCAGACCUUCGGCCCUCCUACCAACUCCUCCACCCUCCGCCCCUUCGGCAAAGCCACCAUCGACGGCUUCGACUUGGACUUUGAAUCCACCGUCUCCAACAUGCCCGCCUUCGCCAACCAGCUGCGCUCUUUGUUCACUUCCGACCCCUCCAAGCAAUACUACCUCACCGCCGCCCCGCAAUGCCCCUACCCCGACGCCGCGGACGGCCCCAUGCUCAACGGCGCCGUCUCCUUCGACGCCAUCUGGGUCCAGUUCUACAAUAACUACUGCGGCCUGCAGGCCUACGACGCCAGCUCCACAUCCCAGAAUAACUUCAACUUCGCCACGUGGGAUACCUGGGCCAAGACCGUCUCGCUCAAUAAGAACGUGAAAGUCUUCCUCGGGGUGCCGGGUAGCUCCACCGCCGCGGGAAGCGGGUAUGUUUCUGUGGAUACGCUGGCGAAGAUCAUCGCGUACACAAAGGGCUUCUCUUCCUUUGGUGGCGUCAUGGCCUGGGAUGCUAGCCAGGUCAUGGCCAAUAGUGGGUUUUUGCAAGGGGUGCGAGCGGCGCUAGGUUCGGGGGCGGGGUCCUCGACGACUGUGAGUUCUACUUCUACUACUACCUCUACGACUACGUCCGCUCCUACUACCACUACUACUACUUCGUCCAGCACGACGAGUGUCCCGACGACCUUGACGAGUGUGACCACGACUUCGACAACGACGAGCGGCACGACGAGUAGCACGACGGCUCCGAGCGGUAGCUGUCCCACGGCUGGUGCCCGCUGUUCAGCGGGAGGAACCGCGUGCAACGGGGCGAGCUUCGGGCUGUGUGAUAACGGUGCCUGGGUGAUGCAGCGGUGUCCCGGUGGGCUGGUUUGUAUCCAGGGGGGAGCAGGGGUGUACUGUGGGUAUCCUGCGGAUAAGGCCGCGGGGUCUUGUUAG
Aspergillus lentulus is the source of this 1362-nucleotide messenger RNA. NCBI's taxonomy places the organism in Eukaryota, Fungi, Ascomycota, Eurotiomycetes, Eurotiales, Aspergillaceae. The record is from RefSeq and is a predicted model, not a curated record.